ACGACCAGAAUUGGAAGGCGAUCCCUUCCAACACCACUUGUAGGGUUUCUGCUACCGCUCCAUCCGCCAUUCUUUGCUUCGAAUCCUCCCCUCGCAACUUCGCCAAGCGCGGGAGCUUUCGACAGAAUCAAUCAAUCUGCGAUUCUCAGCUACAAGACAAGAGAAUGGAAGAGUUAGCAUUGAGUGAUCCUGUUGCGGAGGCUGCUGGAGAAGCCAAUUGGCUGCCGAAAAUAGAUAUGGAAUUCAAGACGGAUGAGGACGCAUAUCAAUUUUACAACAAUUACGCUAAGAUAUCAGGAUUCAGCGUUCGGAAAGCUUGGAUUAAUCGCCGUGCUUCAGGAGUUGUUAUAUCGAGGACGUACGUCUGCUACAAAGAAGGUUUUCAAGGGAACAAGAGAGAUGACAGCGACGUGAAGAAACCCAGGCAAAAUGAGCGAACUGGUUGCCUUGCUCAUUUGACUAUCAAACUUACUGAUAGAGGGAGCUACAGGAUUAGUGAGUUCCACCCAAUGCACAAUCAUGAGCUUGUAGCACCUACUAUAUCUCACACGUUAAAGUCCCACAGAGCUCCAAAAAAGUCACGUUCUGCAGUUACCGGAGUGAUGGCAUCGCAGAAGGCGAAGAUCGAAUAUUUGGUCAGGCAAGCUGGAGGAUACAAAAAAGUCACAUUUUUCUCCAUCGAAGAUGCUGCUAACAAGAGUUGGGCACCAAAAGUCGACAUGGAGUUUGAGAAUGAUGAGAAGGCUUAUCAAUUCUAUAAUGACUAUGCCAAAAGAAUUGGAUUUGAUGUAAGAAAGGCUUGGAUUAACCGUAAAUCUUCAGGUGUGAUCAUAUCCAGGACAUAUGUUUGCUAUAAACAAGGAUUUCAUGGGAACAAGAAGAAUGGGAAUCAGGUGCAACAACAUCGCAUGCGAUCUAGCGAGAGAACAGGUUGUCAUGCUCGUAUGACCAUCAAACUUGCUAAGAAUGGUCGAUAUCGGGUGAGUGAAUUUCACCCAUACCACAACCAUGAGUUGGUAAAUGCACGAACAGCUCACACUUUAAAAUCACACAGAACUGUUAAUAGGGUUCAGUGUACUGAAGCAGCAGAGGACUCCAAAAUGGAACCAAAAGUUAAAGAUGAGUGCUUGAAUCAACUAAUUGUCAGUGAACAGAGCAAUCUUCCUUCUUCCCUCUGUCGGAAUUACUUACAUGCUAAGCGUAAGGUUGUUCCAAAGGUAGGAGAUGUAGGAGCCAUGUUGCAGUACAUGCAACAAAGACAAGUUGAUGAUCCAGCAUUUUAUUAUUCCAUACAGCUUGAUAAAGAAGAUCAGCUAACAUGUUUUUUCUGGAGGGAUGGGAGAUCUGCUGUUGAUUAUCAAUACUUUGGUGAUGUAGUCUGUUUUGAUACAUCAUAUAAGAUAGAUAAUUACGGGAGACCCAUGUCAAUAUUCUAUGGUGUGAAUCAUCAUAAGCAACUUGUUGUUUUUGGUGCAGCAUUGGUUUAUGAUGAUACUGAAGAAUCUUUCAAAUGGUUGUUUGAGAAUUUCAAGAGUGCUAUGAAUGAAAUGGUUCCAAGUGUAGUCCUGACAGAUCAAGAUGUGGCAAUUACUAAAGCUCUUGAUCUAGUUUGGCCUGGUACACAACACCUAACAUGUGUAUGGCACGUGUACCAAAAUGCAACAAAAUACCUGGCUCAGGUUUUUCAAGGUUCGAGGACAUUUGCAUCUGAUUUUCGCAAAUGUCUCUAUGAUUGUGAGGAUGCUCAAGAGUUUGUCUCAGAAUGGAUAAAGAUGCUGGAAAAGUAUGAGCUCAAAGAUAAUGUAUGGCUGAAGAAAUUAUUUGAUGAUAGGGACAAUUGGUCAGUGGCAUGUCGACGAGAUAUGUUCUGUGCAGACAUGAGUAGCACUCAAUGUGUGGAAAGCUUGAAUGCCAUGCUAAAGGAACACCUGAGACUAGAAAAUGAUCUCACACAAUUCCUUGAACAAUAUGAAAGAAUGUUAUAUGAGCGAAGAUAUGCAGAAUUAACAGCUGACUAUCAUGCUAUUGAGAGUAACUCGAUAGUAGCUUCUUCAAGAAUGUUGAGACAAGCUGCAAAUAUAUAUACACCAGCAGUCUUUGACAUGUUUCAAAAGGAGUUUGAGUUGUCUUUUGAUUGCAUGGUAUAUAAUUCUGGUAUGGUAGAGACAACCUAUGAAUACAAGGUUACAUCAGAGGGAAGCCUGAAGGUUCAUUUGGUAAGAUUUAACCCUCUUGAUAGCACACUGUCAUGCAGUUGUAAAAAAUUUGAGUUUGUGGGCAUCCAAUGUCGUCAUGUGAUGAAAGCACUUGAUGUUACAAAUAUCAAAGAGCUUCCACCAAAAUAUUUCUUAAAGAGGUGGAGGAAAGAUGCCAAAGUUGUCUCCUUGAGAGACUUGCGUGGGCUUGCCACUUAUAAUGAACUUAAGUCAGCCAAAGUCAAACGCUUCAGAUCCCUGUGUCAUAUUUUUGGUGUAGUUGCAACAAAGGCUUCUGAGACCAUCGAGGGAUACAGAUUUAUUGAAAACCAAUCAGAUCAGUUGUUGGCCAAUGUGUAUGCAAUUUUACAAACAAGACCAGAAGAACCACAAUUUGGUGAAAUAUAAUUGUUUUUGCUCAUGCACAAUUUGAGCUUCAUGUUUGAAAUUCUUAACUCGGUAGAUAUAUUUACUUCAACUAACGCAGAUAUCUUCAGAGUUGGCCAGGUAUUUAUUUUUUCCAGAAGCUUUUUCUAAAUCAUUUAUAUUGAGGUAACCUGUGAGUAUGCUUGCUAACAGUCCUUGGGACACUUCUCCCUUACCAUGGAGGGGUGUGCACCCUAGCAGGAUAGUAUAAUGAGGGUUUGAUCCCCAUUUAUGGCUUCAAUGUAUGAAUUUUAGUGUUGUAAUCUUAGUUAUAUGUCACCUUUUUGUACUUCUCAUGGAUAUAACAAUUUUACUUGUGUCUUUAAACUACCAUUUGAAUAUUCACGAGACUCUAUUUCUAA
Molecule: messenger RNA, 2983 nt
Organism: Zingiber officinale
Lineage: Eukaryota; Viridiplantae; Streptophyta; Magnoliopsida; Zingiberales; Zingiberaceae
Product: protein FAR1-RELATED SEQUENCE 5-like
Exons: 2
Coding region: 165-2603 (812 amino acids)
Biological process (GO): regulation of DNA-templated transcription
Molecular function (GO): zinc ion binding
Source: RefSeq, a predicted model, not a curated record